Dicrocoelium dendriticum is the source of this 801-nucleotide messenger RNA. The record is from the annotation of a GenBank genome assembly. Lineage: Eukaryota; Metazoa; Platyhelminthes; Trematoda; Plagiorchiida; Dicrocoeliidae.
AUGAUUAACUUUUUAGAUGGCCGUCUGUUGUCAGUCGCGCUGUCUGAAGUCGCGGGUGGCCUACACAGUCUGUGUGCUCUGAGUGGCCGUAUAUUUUGUGGUGGAUUAGACGGCCUAUUGUAUUCCGUCCAUGUGGCGGACUCCGAGGCUGCGUUUAGUCCAAACAGGGGCGUCCGACGGUGUUUUCGCAACUCCAAACUAUCAACCCUCCACAAGACUAUCACCGAACUCGCAUGGAGUCCAACACACCCUGAUCUGCUGAUUGUUGGCGCUCGCGGCGGCUACGUAGAAGUACUGCGCACCGACUCGCUGCUAACCUCUCUCCAGCAAUUUAGUGUGCUGAAUUCGGCCAUUACCACCGAUACUUCUACACCUUGCCAUCUAACCGGCCUAUGCCUUGUUCCCCGACCAGAUUGGCUGUCAGGGGGAGGCAGUCAGUUUAAGGCCGGCUUGUUGGACGCAACUUCUUCUGCGGUGUGUGAUGCUUCAAUUUCUGACCGAUCCGAAGCCGAUACUUCUGUAGCAACAAAAGCCUUUUGCGGCCUGGAACCCUUUAAACGACAUUUCGGUUGGCAGUUUGACGACUUGGUCAGAGUUCACCUACCAUCCACCUGUGAACGCACAAAUGUUUCGAAACAACAGGCGGAUAUCUAUAUGGACGAUUUCUACGAACCAAUCACCUCAGAGCCAUCAGAGGAGGUCCUGAGUGAGGUUGCUCAGUUACAAAACGAGGUCACCAAACUGACAGCAUCGAAUCGUAAACUUUUGCAAAAGUUGGUCGAGCAAGAGCUUCGCACCUGA